Messenger RNA from Rotaria sp. Silwood2, 504 nucleotides. Lineage: Eukaryota; Metazoa; Rotifera; Eurotatoria; Philodinida; Philodinidae. The record is from the annotation of a GenBank genome assembly.
AUGUCAUUAAAAGGGCGUCACACAACUGAUGUUUUAUUGUCAGAAUUCGAAAAAGUAAUAAAUUAUCAUCAUAUUGAGAGAAAAUUAGUACGUUUAAUUACGAAUAAUGCCGCCAAUAAUAUUAAAGUAUUUGAUACAAUUUUACUUCGUGAUUUUGAGGCAUAUUUUGAAAAUCAUGAUGUUAACAAUGAUAAUAAUAACCCAUUAGAGAAUGAUAAUAUUGAAGAAAUAUUUGAUGAUGAUUUAAAUGAAUAUUUUGAAUUAACACGAUUAGCUGACGAUAUUAUUCAAUCUUUAUGUGAAAAUUUAGAAUUAUUACGAUUACCAUGCUUCGCUCACGCGUUGCAAUUAGUUAUCAAAGAUGGUAUUAGACAUGCAUCUAAUGCAGCUGCGGCCUUAACAGAAGUUGAAAAAAUUGUAAAAUUCAACCAUAGCAGCGUCGUAUAUGCAGAAAAAUUAGAAAAAUUAUCAAUGACUAUACCGUAUGCAACAAAAUGCCGUUGA